Messenger RNA from Darwinula stevensoni, 180 nucleotides. The record is from the annotation of a GenBank genome assembly. NCBI's taxonomy places the organism in Eukaryota, Metazoa, Arthropoda, Ostracoda, Podocopida, Darwinulidae.
AUGCAGCUGACUCCAGUUCACACAUCUGAACCUGAGAAGACCGAGGAGAUGCCCGAGAAACAAUUGGGUGAGAUGACCGUGCAGGAGAGAUUGGACAGAAUUGAGAAGAAAGUCGAUGACACACAACGUGAAAUGAAAAAAGGGCUCAAGGAAAUCCUGAACCUCCUUUCUUCUGGGUAA